Messenger RNA from Glarea lozoyensis ATCC 20868, 924 nucleotides. RefSeq names its product NAD(P)-binding Rossmann-fold containing protein. Lineage: Eukaryota; Fungi; Ascomycota; Leotiomycetes; Helotiales; Helotiaceae. The record is from RefSeq and is a predicted model, not a curated record. Bases 1 to 924 code for a protein of 307 amino acids. The transcript has a single exon.
AUGCUAGCCCUAACCUCCCCAACCGGAAAACUAGGCUCCUCAAUCCUCACCUCCCUCCUAAACCACAACCUCAUCCCCCCAACCCAACUCCUCCUUCUCUCAUCCUCAACGCCCACCCCAAAACUCCAACCCUACAUCGACCAAGGCAUCCAAGUCCGCCCCUUGAACUACCACUCCCCUGCCCCCUCCGCUUUUGAAGGUGUAACCAAACUCCUCCUCAUCUCAACCCCCGAGAUAGCACUCGACUACCACUACCCCGACACCCCCGGCCGCGAAAGCGUGCAGAUCGAGACGUUGAAAUGCGCCAUCGCAGCGGGUGUGAAACACAUCUACUACACCAGUCUGGCCUUCGGCUCGCCCUCGGAAGCAGGCGUGAUGCGCGCGCAUUUACGGACCGAGGAAUUCCUGGCUCAGCAGUCUGGAGUGCAAGUCACGAUUCUACGGCAAGGGUUGUAUAACGAGUCGUGGCCGCUGUAUUUGGGUUACUACGAUCCUCAUGAUGAUGAGAGAGGGGAGGUGGUGUUAGCGGGAAAUGGGAAGGUGAGUUGGACUGCGAUUAGCGAUUUGGGACUUGCGAAUGCACUGGUUUUGGCUGGGAAGGACGAGGAUUGGGCCGGGAAGACGUUGUAUUUGAGUGCGCAGAGGAAUGCGUUGAGUAUGGCUGAGGUUGCGAAACUUGUAGGGCAAGAAAGAGGAAAAGAGGUCACAGUGAAGGUUGUGGGACGGGAGGAGUAUGUGAAGUGUUGUGUUGAGAGAGGGGUGGAGAAGGAUAAUGUGGAGUGGUGGAGUACGACGUAUGCGGCAUUGAGGAAGGGAGAGUGUUUGAUUGAGGAUGGAACGCUGGAGAGAUUAUUAAAAGUGCAGGGGGUGGAGGUUACGAGGAUGGAGGAUACAAUCAAGAAGAUGGUCGGGGGUUCAGCCUGA